Molecule: messenger RNA, 606 nt
Organism: Gorilla gorilla gorilla (western lowland gorilla)
Lineage: Eukaryota; Metazoa; Chordata; Mammalia; Primates; Hominidae
Gene: SNRPD2
Product: small nuclear ribonucleoprotein D2 polypeptide
Exons: 3
Coding region: 157-513 (118 amino acids)
Biological process (GO): RNA splicing
Cellular component (GO): small nuclear ribonucleoprotein complex
Molecular function (GO): RNA binding
Source: RefSeq, a predicted model, not a curated record
GGAAUGCUAUGGCAACAGGCCACGCCUCCACUUACUGGUUGGCUUUGCGCAGGCGCCAACGGAAGUGGGUCGCAGGAAGAGGAAGUCCCGCCUCUCUCUCCUCAGGCAGCAGCAACGCGGAGGAAACGGGAGUGAACGGAGAGCGUAGUGACCAUCAUGAGCCUCCUCAACAAGCCCAAGAGCGAGAUGACCCCAGAGGAGCUGCAGAAGCGAGAGGAGGAGGAAUUUAACACCGGUCCACUCUCUGUGCUCACACAGUCAGUCAAGAACAAUACCCAAGUGCUCAUCAACUGCCGCAACAAUAAGAAACUCCUGGGCCGCGUGAAGGCCUUCGAUAGGCACUGCAACAUGGUGCUAGAGAACGUGAAGGAGAUGUGGACUGAGGUACCCAAGAGCGGCAAGGGCAAGAAGAAGUCCAAGCCAGUCAACAAAGACCGCUACAUCUCCAAGAUGUUCCUGCGUGGGGACUCGGUCAUCGUGGUCCUGCGGAACCCGCUCAUCGCCGGCAAGUAGGGGCCGCCUGUCUGUUGACAGAACUCACUCCUCUGUCCUAUGAAGACCGCUGCCAUUGGUGUUGAGAAUAAUAAAGCUCUGUGUUUUUUUCUA